AAACAACAUCGUUUGUUUGGUAACGAAGACCAUUCAAAAUUGAGUCAUGUGUUGGCGAAUAACCCUGUAAAAGAAAUUUCUUCGUUUAUUGCUAUAAAGCAAAAUCAACUAGCAUCAAUAAUACUAUCUUCGUUUUAAUCUAACGGUCGUCAUGUGAAUUAUAUCUUCAUUAUUUGUUAUAAAAUUAUCAAUAGUUCCACAAUAAUAAAUCAAUGAUCGUUUUUAUUAUUUAGAGAUUUGUUUUAAAAAUGGCUACAUUAAAAGGUGUUUUUCCUAACCUAACAACGACCAGAAAAAAAAAUUUUAUUCACGAAAAUGUAAAAAAUUUACGACGAAUGGAACAAUGUUUUCAUUCCAAUAAAGAAACUGAUGAGCUUGAAAAAUUACAGAUAAAUAGGCAUAGAAAAAAAAUAAAUAAAUAUUCCAACAUUACUGCAAAAGUGAAUACUAGUUUCCAUGGAAACUUACAGAAUAAUCAUAUGGAAAAUAUAAUGUCAAAUAAACAAACCGAAAUUAUACAGAAAGAACCAUUACGAAAAAUAAGUACUCCUAUACUUAAUAAAAAGAAUUCUAUGCCUAUAAAAAAACCACUCAAUUCAUUAACAAAUAAAUUGGCAAAUAAACAAACAAGAAAAGAAAAUUUAGAUACUAAAAAUAUACAGCAAGGAUCUAAGAUAAAGGUUACAUCUGACCCAAAUUUUAUACAAAAAUCUCGAGAGGAUGUAAACAAUUCUUUGCCUAUAAAUACCAAAUAUAAACAUAAAGGUAUUCAAACAAUAGAAGACAAACACAUAGAUCAGCUAUAUAUGGAAGGUGUUAUCAGAUACCCCACUAAGAAGAAUUUAAAGAAUAAUGAAGAAAAGAAUAAAAAUGAAUCUUCUAAACUUUUGAAUAGUUCAUCAGAGAUAGAAAGUGCACGAAUUGCUAGUUUGGAGUUACAUGAUUCUCCAAAAAUUUCAGAGUUACCAAUAGUCAAUGAUAAAACUGACUUUGUAAAGUCAAAUAAAGAUCGUAAUUCUAUUGCUAGUAAAAUAGCUGCACAGUUAAAUAAUGGUGUAGUUCCUACUAAUUAUCGCAAGGGAGUUGUCCCCAAAUAUAUUAAGGAUCGAAAAGAAGCUCUGCAAAAAGAAGAAGCUAAAGCAACUACAUUCUACCCUGAAUGCCCAGAAGGCCAUGUCCCCUUACCGGAUCACGAGCGUCAGGAGACUCUGCGAAUGCUGAAAAAAAAUUAUCAAGAUUAUGUUAACGAAUUAAAUAUGAUGCCCAUAAAAACGGAUACACUCAGAGCUCAGAGAAGGAAAAUGGAAAUUGAAAAGCAAUUGAAUAAACUAGAGGAGGGUAUAAAAGUAUUUUCAAGACCUAAAGUUUAUGUGAAAAUAAAUGCUUAAACAUUAGAUUCAUACCAGAUUCAAUAGGUACAAACAGGGAAGCGUUUUUAACAAAAUAUAUUAAUAAAAUGUUGUAUAUUGUGUCAGAAUCCAGGGUAUUUGCACAAUUGACUUUAUAUCAAUCGUUUCACAAAUCAAAAAAUAACUUGUAUAUACAUUUUAUGUGAAAAUUAUCUAGUCUCAUUAUUUAUAAUUAGCUUGUACAUUGCAAUUUCAAGUGAAAAUGAAAUAUAUAUUAUAUGUAUUUUUCCAAGAAAUAUGUACUCAUGUUUUAACAUAAUACAACAAAUCUAUUCUAA
Vespula pensylvanica (western yellowjacket) is the source of this 1687-nucleotide messenger RNA. RefSeq lists its product as uncharacterized. Bases 249 to 1388 code for a protein of 379 amino acids. The transcript is spliced from 5 exons. The record is from RefSeq and is a predicted model, not a curated record. Gene Ontology annotation, cellular component: cytoplasmic microtubule. NCBI's taxonomy places the organism in Eukaryota, Metazoa, Arthropoda, Insecta, Hymenoptera, Vespidae.